Dipodomys ordii (Ord's kangaroo rat) is the source of this 507-nucleotide messenger RNA. It is a transcript of the gene CUNH20orf141, whose product is annotated as chromosome unknown open reading frame, human C20orf141. The transcript has 2 exons. The record is from RefSeq and is a predicted model, not a curated record. Lineage: Eukaryota; Metazoa; Chordata; Mammalia; Rodentia; Heteromyidae. The coding region runs from base 1 to 507 and encodes 168 amino acids.
AUGACCCUGUUCUGCUUACCCAGGCCCAAACUCCUUGCAGAUCCAAUCCCAUCCCCUUCCAGGGGUCUGGGUGCUGGGGAGGGAUCAAGUUGGCCAGUGUGCUCAUGUGCGUCCUACUGGGAUCCUAGCUGGGCCCAGCUCCUGGACAGUGUCCUUGGCCUGGGGGCACUAGGGCUGACAGUUGGAGCCAUCUUUUCCAUGACUGGUCCAGCCUUGUUGCUGCUGCUGCUCCUGAUCAGCUUCCUCACCUUUGACCUUCUCCACAGGCCUACCACAAGUCCCACUCUGCCAGGACACAGACUUCUCCCAAGGGGCCAAGGUCAGGGAGCUGGUGAGGGUCCAGAACAGGAGGUGGCUCCCUUCUUCCCAACAGAAGCAGUCCCAAGACAACUCAGCCUCCAAGAUGCACUGCUUCUUCUGCUCCUGAGCCUGGGGCUGCUCCUGGGAGUCCGGGGUAUGCCCUUGGCUCUACUAGGCCUGGCUUUCUGCCUCCACCCUUGGGUUUGA